Molecule: messenger RNA, 1152 nt
Organism: Acanthosepion pharaonis
Lineage: Eukaryota; Metazoa; Mollusca; Cephalopoda; Sepiida; Sepiidae
Source: the annotation of a GenBank genome assembly
AUGCCUUUUCAUCUAUCUAUCUAUCUAUCUAUCUAUCUAUCUAUCUAUCUAUCUAUCUAUCUAUCUAUCUAUCUGCGCAUUCAUAUACACUGGUUGCGAUAUAAAUAUAAAUACUCUUUUAACUUGAGAAUAAUUACUUGUCCUCAGGUAUCUAUCUAUCUAUCUAUCUAUCUAUCUAUCUAUCUAUCCCAGCCUGUUCAUAUCUAUCUGUCUGUUUAUUAUCUAUCUACAGUGUUACACUGUAUCUAUCUAUCCCAGCCUGUUCAUAUCUAUCUAUCUAUCUAUCUAUCUAUCUAUCUAUCUAUCUAUCUAUCUAUCUAUCUAUCUAUCUAUCUAUCUAUCUAUCUAUCCCAGCCUGUUCAUAUCUAUCUAUCUAUCUAUCUAUCUAUCUAUCUAUCUAUCUAUCUAUCUAUCUAUCUAAUUCCAAUUCCACUCUUCUUUUAUUUUUUCACCGAAUUAUUUUUAUAUUUAUUAUCCACAGUUUCUUUUUUCUUCUUUGUUUCUUUCUUUUUUCUUCUUUCCAUAUUUCUUUCUUUUUCCUUCCUUCCUUCCUUCCUUCCUUCCUUCCUUCCUUCCUUCCUUCCUUCCUUCCUUUCCUUUAGGUUUUUCUUAUUUCUGUUUCUCUUUCUUUCUUUCUUUCUUUCUUUCUUUCUUUCUUUCUUUCUUUCUUAUACGCCCCCCUUAUCAUUUUUCUUCUUUAGUUUUCCUGUUUCAUUUCCUUCAUUAUUUCUUUUUGAUUUUCCUAUUUCGUCAUCUUUCUUUCUUUCUUUCUUUCUUUCUUUCUUUUCAUUCUGCUUUCUUUGUUUUUAUUUCUUUUUCAUUUUAAUUCUUCCUUUUUGCUUUUUCAUUUUUCUUUUCAAUGAUUCUCUCUUUCUUUCUUUCUUUCUUUCUUUCUUUCUUUCUUUCUUUCUUUCUUUCUUUUAUGUUUUCUCGUUUCUUCUUCUUUCUUUUAGAUUUUCGUUUUCUUCUUUCUUACUUGAAGUUGUUUUUUUCCCUCGUUAUUUUCUUUCUUUUAAACUUUCUUUUAUUCUUUUGAUGUUUUCGUUAUUCAUACUUCCUUCUUUUUAUCUUUUUUCCUCGUUAUUUCUUUCGUUCUUCUCCUUUUUAUGCCAUUUUUUUAUUUUCUUCUUAUUUUCUGAUGCCUGUUUAUAA